AUGACCAACGCAAACCCACCUCUCUUGCAACAUUAUGGAGUUCUUUGCCAACACGGAGAAACUCCUGCAGUUCAGCAACGUGAUUGUGGGAACAAUGGAGCUGCCAUGGAGGAAUGCCAGCUGCCAUUGAUAGAUCUUGAGGGCCUGUGGAGUGAGAGUGAAGAGGAGAGGCUGGCCUGCGCAUCAGCAAUUGGUAGGGCGUCGUCCAAGUGGGGAUUCUUCCAAGUGGUGAACCAUGGGAUCAGGCCUGAGCUGCUGAGUGAGAUGAGGAGAGAGCAAGUGAAGUUGUUUGAGACACCAUUUGAAAGGAAGGCUGCUUGUCAGCUUCUGGAUAAUUCAUACAGGUGGGGAACUCCAACUGCUACUUGUCUCAAGGAGUUCUCUUGGUCGGAAGCUUUCCACAUUCCUCUCACUAAGGUUUCAGAAGAAGCUUGCUAUGGAGAAUUUUGCUCCCUGAGGGAAGUGAUGCAGGAAUUUGCAAAGGCCAUGUCAAACCUUGCAAGGUUGCUUGCAGGAGUUCUAGCAGAGAGUUUGGGACACCAGAAGGGAGUGUUUGAUGAAAUUUGCGACGAAAGCACCUGCUUUCUUCGCUUGAAUCGCUACCCUCCCUGUCCAGUAUCGCCAGAGGUGUUUGGCUUAGUCCCGCACACUGACAGUGAUUUCCUCACAAUACUUUACCAGGAUGAAGUCGGUGGACUUCAACUCAUGAAGGAUUCCAAAUGGGUAGCUGUUAAACCAAAUAAAGACACACUCAUUGUCAACAUUGGCGAUCUUUUUCAGGCGUGGAGCAACAAUGAGUACAAAAGUGUAGAGCAUCAGGUGAUGGCUAAUGCAAUAAAGGAGAGAUACUCAAUAGCUUACUUCCUAUGCCCCUCAUAUGAUGCUUUCAUAGGGAGUUGCAGCGAGCCUACUAUUUACAGAAAAUUCACUUUUGGAGAGUACAGACAACAAGUUCAAGAAGAUGUCAAGAAAACUGGACACAAAGUAGGCCUUCCAAGGUUUCUGCUUCAGACCACACAAUAGAUCAUAAGCAUGGUUG
Messenger RNA from Vitis riparia (riverbank grape), 1039 nucleotides. Its product is annotated as gibberellin 2-beta-dioxygenase 6-like. The transcript is spliced from 3 exons. The record is from RefSeq and is a predicted model, not a curated record. Gene Ontology annotation, molecular function: dioxygenase activity. NCBI's taxonomy places the organism in Eukaryota, Viridiplantae, Streptophyta, Magnoliopsida, Vitales, Vitaceae. Bases 1 to 1023 code for a protein of 340 amino acids.